Messenger RNA from Echinococcus granulosus, 732 nucleotides. RefSeq lists its product as hypothetical. NCBI's taxonomy places the organism in Eukaryota, Metazoa, Platyhelminthes, Cestoda, Cyclophyllidea, Taeniidae. The transcript is spliced from 5 exons. The coding region runs from base 1 to 732 and encodes 243 amino acids. The record is from RefSeq and is a predicted model, not a curated record.
AUGAUGCAAAAAAAUUUUAGUGCCUGUAAAAAUACACAUACGUCUAUAGCCAAACAAUACACAAAAAGUCAUUUGUUCCACUUAAUUUGUGAUUGUAAAACUGGUGACAAUAAUGACCAGAUGGAUGACCUAAAGAAACCAGGAAAUCCACGAGCAAAUACCGAUUAUGGACAUAAUUUCCGCUUUAAUUACUACUUAUUAGUUGUCGUCUUUAAGCCAGUAGUCCAACAAAGACUUCAAAUUAUCAGCAGUUUCAUCACCAAAGCACGACAAUUGAGUGUGUUUUCAGGAUUGAUGCAUUUUUGUGGCAAUAACAAUUUCCCAAAGGUGAGUUUAACUCUGGAAAUGGCUUUGUCAUCUUCUGUUAGGCUAAAUGAAAUCGUGGAACGUCCGAAAGUCAUGUCAUUUACCUCAACUGAAAGUGUGAAAAGCGGAAGAAAGUUUCUUUUACCUCAUAAUCUCUUUAAGAUGAAGUGGCUCACCAUAGAUAAACUGCAGAAAAGUAUUUCUCUAACAGUGGGUCCUCCAGACAUCAAUAUUAGCAAAAAACCGUCAACAUGCAUAAAUGAUCACAUAGAGAAACUAUCUUUUAAAGAAUUGAUCCAAGUAAUGUUAAAUGAUGAAGUCGAGAUUUCACAAAAAAAUUGGAGAAAACGGAUUUUGUUUCAGAAUAAGAAACACCCACCUCAGUUUCUCGCAGUUUGUUUGGCAGAUUCAAAAGAUCCUCCAUGA